This is a messenger RNA of Zygotorulaspora mrakii, 2076 nucleotides long. RefSeq names its product putative metalloendopeptidase. The coding region runs from base 1 to 2076 and encodes 691 amino acids. The transcript has a single exon. Gene Ontology annotation, cellular component: cytoplasm. The record is from RefSeq and is a predicted model, not a curated record. Lineage: Eukaryota; Fungi; Ascomycota; Saccharomycetes; Saccharomycetales; Saccharomycetaceae.
AUGAGAAUUACAGGGUCGAAUCACAUUGAACUAUUCAACUUACAGGACAAGGCGCAGCUUUCGUCACCAUGUCUGAUUGUUCAUGGCAAAUGUUCAAAAAGUACCGAUGCUAAGAUGAUGCAGGUGUCGCAUCCUCAAUUAGCACCAGUUACAUAUCCCAUCAACGAGGGAUUCUUCAAAGCUACAAUCAUGCUCACUCCAGGCGAAAAUAUACUGACAUUUGUGACAGACACGAACGUCAGCAAGACUGUCACCUGCUCCUAUACGCCUCUAUUGCAGAAUCCACCCGUUCACAUGUGUCUACUGAUCGCCAAAGAUUCUCCUUUAGCAUAUGACUGCCCUAAGAUCCAAAGAGAUAGGGAGGGAGGUAAUGGGCUCGACUUGGCAAUAAAAAAGCUAAAAAUGGGUGCUCAUUUGAUGCAGGCCUUCACUAACGAACAAAUGUUGAGAGCUGGAUUUGGUAAUAGGACGUUCAGGUUCGAAGAAGAAUUUGGCCCAGAUUAUACUUUCAAGCAACAAACCGAAAUGAGAAACUCGGUUAAAAUCCACAUCAUUCGCUGCAAUAAGACGACUAGCGAGCUGAGGAAUCACGAUCUUGCACAACAAAAUCCCAAAGCUUCAAAUGCUGGCGGGUUGUUUGGUAUAGCUAUGGAAACCUUGAAAGGCUAUGGCGGUCCUUUUGCUGCAGAGAAUAAGCCUGUACAAGCGGCUGUCAUGUUUUUAGACACUCACUGGGAUGGUAAUUUUAUUACUGCCCACGCUGCUCUUGGCGGUGGUGAUGAUCGAAUAAAAUUAGCGAUAUUCGGAUCCCAUGGAUUAUAUUCAUGGCCUACUUGUAUCGAAGAUGUCGUUCCAUAUUUUAUGGAUGACACUCGAACUUCACUAAACGAAGUAGCCAACGAUAGUGGUGAAUGUGGAACUCAUUGGGAAACUCUCAAUGUGACACUUGGUGCUUUCAUGCAUGAGAUUGGUCACUUAUUAGGAUGUCCUCAUCAAGUGAAUGGUGUGAUGUUGCGAGAUUAUGUGCGGUUAAACAGAUCAUUUCUUACAAAAGAAGCUUUCUCUUCCAAAAACAACUCCUAUGGGGCAGCAUCUCCCAUUUACCCAAAAGAGGAAUGUACAUGGAAUCGUUUAGACCUGGUAAGGUUUUUAUACCAUCCUUCCUUUACACUUCCAGCAGAUUACUAUGAUGCCUCAUACUUAAGACCGGGAAUGCUUGGUAAUUUCAUUGCCCCACAACCUUCUCUAUAUCCUAUUGGAAAAGGAGAGUGCAAUAUAAGUGGUGAGACAGGGAUUUUUUUGAUUGAACUUAUUUGUGGAGAUUUGGCUCAUGGUUCUAUUGAAUAUUUACCCAAAAGCUUAGGUGGAAGUGGUCCACAAAGAAACAUAGUUGUCUCAUUAGAUGACCUUCGUUCCCGCCUACCGAAGGAUAAAAUUGAACAGUUCGGAAAUUCAUUUGCUCUGAAAGUGUUGUCGGUUAAUGCUUCUGAGGUAACAAUUCCAAACUUUCCCUCAUUUUUGAACGUCGAACCUAUUCCUAUGAAAAAAUAUGGAUUCUCAAGUGAGGUUGUGGGAUUUAAGUCUCAAUUGUUUGGAAAUCCAAAUGGUGGCCAGGACGCUGGAAUAAUACCAAUUGACAUAAGAAAUGUUACUGCGCUGAGAAUUUUUCAUGGUGGUGCGCUCGAUGGGGUGAGAGUUUAUAUGAGGCGUCCUACUUCCACGAACGCUCCACCAAUCCCACCGAGAAAUUCAAUCAAGAAACUAGUGCACUCUUUUAAAGCUGCAACUGUCAAUGAGAAUAACACCGAUAGUGUACUAUUUGGCAAGCAGACCAAUGAUUUCACAGAUGUCGUAUUAGAGCCAGGUGAGUAUUUGACGGGGUUCAAUGUUCGAUCUGGUGGUUGGGUUGAUGCUAUUCAAGUGUUAACAAGCGAAGGCCGUGUGUCACGUAUGAUGGGCGGCGCUGGAGGAGGUCUUGGUGAAUUAAGUCCACCAGCAGGCCAGUAUAUUUUAGGAUUGCAAGGUAGAAUAGGUCAAUGGGUUGAUGCCUUUGGAAUCAUUUACGGCCCUCUUUGA